This is a messenger RNA of Ostrinia nubilalis (European corn borer), 3495 nucleotides long. It is a transcript of the gene Pkc98E, whose product is annotated as calcium-independent protein kinase C. The coding region runs from base 358 to 3495 and encodes 1045 amino acids. The transcript is spliced from 25 exons. The record is from RefSeq and is a predicted model, not a curated record. Gene Ontology annotation, cellular component: nucleus; cytoplasm. NCBI's taxonomy places the organism in Eukaryota, Metazoa, Arthropoda, Insecta, Lepidoptera, Crambidae. Gene Ontology annotation, biological process: protein phosphorylation. Gene Ontology annotation, molecular function: protein serine/threonine kinase activity; ATP binding.
UUGAAGGAAGAAAUUUAUUUGUACCUACAAUCCCAUAAUUUUUCUUCAAAAAUCUUAUUAGAAAUCUAACCACCAUGGUAUUAAAAAAUCAAGUCGUAUGAUACUAUUUUUUUUUCUGUCUGUACCUCAUGAAAACCAUAGGCAAAGUAAAACCUUUUUCAGGAAAUCGAACUGCUGGAAUCCAUUAUUGACCAUAGAGUAAAAUAUCCAUCCAUGGCCGAUCUCGUCGCUGUCAUGUCUUUUAUUUAAUUUUUCAGAAAUAUGAGGCUCCUUCAAUGAUUUUGAGUGGGUUUAUAGUGUGGAAGUGAUCGUGUGGCGGCGCGGUCUCGGUGAUACGGCUCGUUGGUCGGCGGCACCAUGUUCAGCGGGACGGUGCGGCUACGGGUCUGCGAGGCGACAGGACUGAGGCCGACCGACUUUCAGAAAAGGCAUAACAUGACCUUCGGGAAGCCAGACGAUCAGCCUAUAGACCCGUACGUUUCGAUCGACGCCGACGAGCAUCACCUAGACCGUUCGAGCACAAAACCCAAAACAUUUGACCCAGUGUGGAAUGAAACCUUCACACAUGAAGUUCAUAAUGUCACCAGCUUGGGUAUAACAGUGUUUCACGAUGCGGCUAUCCCUCCUGAUGACUUUGUGGCAAACUGCACUAUUCCAUUUGAGGAUCUUAUGCACCGAGACAAGGAUGCUUCAGACUUCUGGGUGGAUCUAGAACCUAAUGGAAAAUUGCAUCUCAAUAUCAAUCUGAAAUGGAAUUCUCAAGGCGCCGCGGCGGAGACAUGCCGGCAGACGCGCGAGUUCAAGGAGGGCGCGGGCUUCGCGCGGCGGCGCGGUGCCAUGCGGCGGCGCGUGCACCAGGUCAACGGCCACAAGUUCAUGGCCACCUUCCUGCGCCAGCCCACCUUCUGCUCGCACUGCCGCGAGUUCAUAUGGGGUAUUGGCAAGCAGGGAUACCAGUGUCAAGUGUGCACGUGCGUGGUUCACAAGCGCUGCCACUCGUCCGUCGUCACCAAGUGUCCCGGGAUGAAGGAAGAGCAACACUCGGUGGGCGUGUCGGGCGGUCAGCGGUUCAACGUCAACGUGCCACAUCGCUUCGUGGUGCACUCCUACAAGCGCUUCACCUUCUGCGACCACUGCGGCUCGCUGCUCUACGGGCUCAUCAAGCAGGGCCUGCAGUGCGAGGUGUGCUCGAUGAACGUGCACAAGCGCUGCCAGAAGAACGUGGCCAACAACUGCGGCAUCAACACCAAGAUGAUGGCCGAGAUCCUCAACGAGAUGGGCAUCUCGCCCGACAAGAACCCACGCCCCAGGCCCUCCAAGUACUUAAACACACCUCUUAUGGAGGGCACUCCCGAGCUCGGCUCCUCCGGCGACGCGGACGGCAAGGACGGCGACAAGCACGACGACAAAGAGUUCUUUCUCGGCUUCACCGCCAACGGCACCUUCGAGUCUUACGGGCUCGGCGGCGGCGACUGGACCAACGGGCUCAGCUGGACCGCCGGCGGGAUGAACUGGACCUCAAACGGGACGAGUGGGACGAACGGCAACGGAAUGUUCGGCUCGUGUGCGUUCGCCGAACCCGCCUGGCCGACCGGCACGCAUUGGGACGAUCUGGCGGAGAUAUUCGGACCACAGCAGACGUAUAGUGGUGACGGAAUGGCGGGCGGCGGGCCGGACAAGGUGUCGCUGGAGGACUUCCACUUCAUCAAGGUGCUGGGCAAGGGCUCCUUCGGGAAGGUCAUGCUGGCAGAGAAGAAGGGCACCGAUGAGGUGUACGCGGUGAAGGUGCUGAAGAAGGACGCGAUCAUCCAGGACGACGACGUGGAGUGCACGCUGACGGAGCGGCGCGUGCUGGCGCUGGCGGCGCGGCACCCGUUCCUCACGGCGCUGCACUCCGCCUUCCAGACGCGCGACCGCCUGUUCUUCGUCAUGGAGUACGUCGACGGCGGCGACCUCAUGUUCCAGAUACAGCGCGCGCGCAAGUUCGACGAGCCAAGGGCCAGGUUCUACGCGGCAGAAGUGACGUUGGCGCUGCAGUUCCUGCACUCGCACGGCGUCAUCUACCGCGACCUGAAGCUGGACAACAUCCUGCUGGACAGCGAGGGCCACUGCAAGCUGGCCGACUUCGGCAUGUGCAAGGAGGGCAUCCUGGACGGCGCGACCACCACAACGUUCUGCGGGACUCCGGACUACAUUGCGCCUGAGAUCCUGCAAGAGCUGGAGUACGGUCCAUCGGUGGACUGGUGGGCGCUGGGCGUGCUGGUGUACGAGAUGCUGGCCGGACAGCCGCCCUUCGAGGCCGACAACGAGGACGACCUGUUCGAGUCCAUCCUGCACGACGACGUGCUCUACCCCGUCUGGCUGUCCAAGGAGGCCGUCUCCAUCCUCAAGGGCUUCAUGACGAAGAACCCGGCGCGGCGGCUCGGCGUGAGCGGCGGCGCGGGCGGCAUCCGCGCGCACGCCUUCUUCCGCGACGUGGACUGGGACGCGCUCGCCGCGCGCCGCCUGCGCCCGCCCUUCCGGCCCAAGGUGGUGAGUCUAGUGCGGCUCGCUGACUGCUUCCCGUUGUCCUACCGCGGGUGCGGCUCGCUGACUGCUUCCCGUUGUCCUACCGCGGGGCUCCUACGUAUCUCCUUCUUCCGCGACGUGGACUGGGACGCGCUCGCCGCGCGCCGCCUGCGCCCGCCCUUCCGGCCCAAGGUGUGCGGCUCGCUGACUGCUUCCCGUUGUCCUACCGCGGGGCUCCUACGUAUCUCCUUCUUCCGCGACGUGGACUGGGACGCGCUCGCCGCGCGCCGCCUGCGCCCGCCCUUCCGGCCCAAGGUGUGCGGCUCGCUGACUGCUUCCCGUUGUCCUACCGCGGGGCUCCUACGUAUCUCCUUCUUCCGCGACGUGGACUGGGACGCGCUCGCCGCGCGCCGCCUGCGCCCGCCCUUCCGGCCCAAGGUGUGCGGCUCGCUGACUGCUUCCCGUUGUCCUACCGCGGGGCUCCUACGUAUCUCCUUCUUCCGCGACGUGGACUGGGACGCGCUCGCCGCGCGCCGCCUGCGCCCGCCCUUCCGGCCCAAGGUGUGCGGCUCGCUGACUGCUUCCCGUUGUCCUACCGCGGGGCUCCUACGUAUCUCCUUCUUCCGCGACGUGGACUGGGACGCGCUCGCCGCGCGCCGCCUGCGCCCGCCCUUCCGGCCCAAGGUGUGCGGCUCGCUGACUGCUUCCCGUUGUCCUACCGCGGGGCUCCUACGUAUCUCCUUCUUCCGCGACGUGGACUGGGACGCGCUCGCCGCGCGCCGCCUGCGCCCGCCCUUCCGGCCCAAGGUGAAGAGCAAGCGCGAGGCGGCGAACUUCGACGCGGAGUUCACGAAGGAGGAGCCCGUGCUCACGCCCGUGCCCGCCGACGUCGUGCGCACCAUCAACCAGGAGGAGUUCCGUGGCUUCUCGUUCGUGAACGGGGACUUCAACCCCGCCUCGCACGAGCGCCCCGCGCCGCCCGUCUGA